This is a messenger RNA of Platichthys flesus (European flounder), 3850 nucleotides long. RefSeq names its product TAF4A RNA polymerase II, TATA box binding protein (TBP)-associated factor (gene taf4). Gene Ontology annotation, biological process: DNA-templated transcription; transcription initiation at RNA polymerase II promoter. The record is from RefSeq and is a predicted model, not a curated record. The transcript is spliced from 15 exons. Bases 219 to 2741 code for a protein of 840 amino acids. Gene Ontology annotation, cellular component: transcription factor TFIID complex. Gene Ontology annotation, molecular function: protein heterodimerization activity; RNA polymerase II general transcription initiation factor activity; DNA binding. Lineage: Eukaryota; Metazoa; Chordata; Actinopteri; Pleuronectiformes; Pleuronectidae.
GGUAGAGAUUGAAGCGUCCAGGGCGGCGGAAGAUGGGACUCUCUCAACUAGAACUCGCUGAAGCGGGGGAGAUAUCUGCCCGCUCCGGCUAGCUUAACGUUAGCUUGUUUUUGGUUGCUAACUUGUUUCCCGAGUUGUUUUGGACACCCCCUCCCCGUGGUACAGGAGUGCGUGGAGUUGUGACGGGCGGUGCAGGGGGGGGUCCCACGUUUUCGAGCAUGGAUGGGACCCCAUCACCGGCGGGACCGAGCGUGACACCCGCGCAGAGUCAGCCCACGUCGGCGGCGGCCAGCGGAGUCGUCGGGGUCUCCUCCGAUGGAGCAGAUGGGAAACCUACAGCUGCCGGUGUUGAAACUCUGAAUGGAGGCACCGUGGUGGUGAAGUGUCACGUCCCCACCAGCAGCCCUCAGGCAGCUGUCACGCGUGUAAACAACGGACCUGUGUCUGCGGCUUCCGGUGCCAUUAUCCGGAAUACAUCUUCCCCCGUGACCUCCCCGGUGAUCCCCCCUCAGCCCAUUGUGAAAACUGCCCCCACGGUCACGCUUGUGAGGCCGCCUAUGCAAACUCCCAGUAACGCCGCGCAAAGCGGAGGGAACCCCGCUCCAGCUGCGACGGCACCGGCCGGAUGUGUUGUCAACAAGUGGGACUCCACAAAGAUCGUGAUGCAGACUUCUGCUGCCACGACGGGCUCGAUCGUGAGGAGCCCGACUGUUCUGCAGAACCCGAGGACCUCGAUGCAGAUAGCUGCCGCUCCUACUCCCGGGGUAGUACGAGCCAUUGCUCCGCAGGUGUUGGCCCCUCGACUCACUCAGCCCCAGGCAAAUGCCCCAAACAUCCAAAACAUCCAGCUCCCUCCAGGCAUGGUCCUGGUUCGCAGUGAGAGUGGACAGCUGCUGAUGAUUCACCAGCAGACCUUGGCUCAGAUGCAGGCUCAGUCGCAGUCCCAAAGCGCCAUGACGCCACGACCUGCGGCCCCCACAAGCACUCCACCUGUCCAGCUCACUUCUCUACAGGCUCCAGGCGCGGCGUCGCUGCUGACUCGUUCAGUGGCCCCCACCACUAUCAUUAAACAAGGUGCCACAGCCCAGACCACUGUGACGCCCACCACCAAACUGCAGAGGCCACCCGUGCUGCAGAACACCAUCAUGCUGGGAGGAACGGCCGCCACCCCAGGUCAGCCGCUAGGAACGUCCACCACUGUACAGCCUGGAUCUGCAGCCACAACUGUGACACAGAGGGCCGGGCCCCUCAGGGCCCCUGGGGCCUCCACUCCAAUAGCUAUCACAGCUGAAACACUGGAGAAUGUGAAGAAGUGUAGGAACUUUUUGUCCACACUGAUCAAGCUGGCAUCCAGUGGAAAACAGUCCUCUGAGACCACAGCCAGUGUCAAGGAGCUGGUCAAACAACUGCUGGAAGGAAAGAUAGAGCCUGAAGAUUUCACCAGUAGAUUAUACAAAGAGCUGAACUCGUCGCCACAGCCGUACCUUGUGCCUUUCCUGAAGAGAAGUCUCCCUGCACUGCGCCAGUUGACCCCAGACUCAGAGGCCUUCAUUCGGCAGAGCCUGCUGCCGCAGCCCAGCACUCAGGCCGCUGCCACAUCCUCCAAGGCCCUCACCGCUGUGGUGAUGCGACCUCCACUCUCCACCGCCACCACUGUAGCCACCAGCUCCACCACGCCCAAAAACACAGUCGUCAGCCUCACUCAGACGCCUCAGAAAACGGGACUGCAACAGGGGACUGUAGUGAGGCCACAGGUGACGGGGAAUCAGUCUCCCAUGGUGACACUCCGAGGUCAGCCUCACAGCCGCAUCCUCGUGGGUCAGCCGCAGGUCGUCAAACAGCUGCAGACAGUUCCGGCUGUGAGGCACAUGUUUGUUCCGGGGGCCAAAGGAGUGCAGGUUGUCAAUCAGAGCCUUCUCACUGCCGCUCAGAGGAACAAGCUGAUGGAAGCAGGAGGAGGAGCCUUCAGGGACGAUGAUGAUAUCAACGACGUGGCCUCCAUGGCAGGAGUCAACCUGUCGGAGGAGAGUGCCCGUAUCUUAGCAACCAACUCCGACCUUGUGGGCGCGGUGACUCGCUCCUGCAAGGACGAGGCCUUUCUCUCCACCGCCCCGCUCACCCGGCGAGCUCUCGAGAUCGCUAAGAAGUUUGGUGUCAGCGAGUUGGGCUCAGAUGUGAUCAACUUCAUCUCCCAUGCUACGCAGCAGCGCCUGCAGAGCCUGCUGGAGAAGGUGUCCCUCGUGGCGCAGCAGAAGAACGUAACUUUCAAGGAGGAUGAGCGGCACGUGCAAGUCAGCGACGUGCGAACCCAGCUCCGGUACUUCGAGCAGCUGGAUCAGGUGGAGAAGCAGAGGAAGGAGGAGCAGGAGAGAGAGAUCCUCUUGAAGGCUGCCAAGUCUCGGUCACGACAAGAGGACCCCGAGCAGCUGAGACUCAAACAAAAGGCCAAAGAGAUGCAGCAGCAGGAGCUGGCUCAGAUCCGGCAGAGAGAAGCCAACCUCACGGCGCUGGCAGCCAUCGGCCCGAGGAAAAAACAAAAGAUGUACUCUCCCGUUCGAGGUGCCAGUGCAGAGGGCUCCGGGUCAGGGCCCUGCCAGCCCGCGGGCUCCGGUGGAGGCGGCUCCAGACAGUUUAUGCGACAGCGCAUCACCAGAGUCAACCUCAGGGACCUGCUCUUCUGCCUGGAGAAUGAAAGAGGGACCAGUCACUCACACCUACUCUAUAAAGGCUUCCUCAAAUAGCACCCGCAUUAGAGUGACGAGUCGAACUCAGUGGCAUUAAGGAAGCAGAGUUGACUGUCAGCUCAGACCCUCUCUGCUGGUACUUUGAUCAGCCUCCCCAGAAUGUGGAGACGCGUGUCUGUGGGAAGUGAAUUAUCUGGAACGCCGAGGAGACGUCAGCUUUCAAAAGCCUCUUCAGCUCUCAGCCCUUUUGUGUUUUCAGCACAGCGAUGGAGCAAAUAUUGAAACUUGGCCCUGAUUUCAGAGGGAGCCUCUCAGCCCGCUUUGCUCUUCAGAGACCAGUUGCACUCAGCCGCUCUUCCCUCAUGCUCUGCCUCACGCUGCACAGGAGGAGAAGAAGAAAAAAGUAUUUUACCGAACUGAGCUCUUCAGAUUUGAAAGCCUUGUCAGUGUCACUGCACUGACGUCUGGGUAGAAAUGAAUAAGUGGUUCCAUUUGAGAUUAACGUGCAACAUUCAGCUGCAGCACGAUAUCACUGAGCUGCAGUAAUUCAAACUUUCUCGACCACGACGACAUAAACACUCUGUUUAUUUACGUUUUUUUUUAACGGAGGUUCUAAUUUAUCGCACGUUUAUACCUUGUGUUUUUUUUUCUUUUUCCAGUUUUAUUUCCUGUGGAUCGUUUCACACAGACUUAUUUCGACCCCUCAUGUCUUUUGCUGAGUUGCCUUGUUCAAAUGAAGCCAUAUGAAUUAGACUGUGUCGUUCAGCUCAAGUAACUUCAUCUCUCCAUCAGCUCGUUCCAGAUUUGUCGGAUGCAUUCUUUAUUUUGUUGUUUGCUUUUUCUUUUGUGUGUGUCUUUGCUUGAUUGAAAACCGAAAUAAUAAUGUAUAUUAUCAUGCGUCGUGCAGCAGUUGAAUCCCACACGGUUACACAUGGUGUAAUCACAACGUGUUGAUAUCUGUUGGUAUUUGAAUUGCGGUGUUUUCACUGUGGGAGACCCUGAUUGUUUUUUUAUUAUUUUAUUUAGAUUCCAGCACAGUUACAACAAUGUUUACUUAUCAUCCCUGCUGAUCAUUUCUGAAGCCACCAUACUGAGUUUCCCCCCCACAGCCUUUUUCCAUUCAUUUCUUAAGUGAUUGCAGACAAUUAAACUUUCUGUUUUUAAUA